Messenger RNA from Belonocnema kinseyi, 764 nucleotides. Its product is annotated as acidic leucine-rich nuclear phosphoprotein 32 family member B. The record is from RefSeq and is a predicted model, not a curated record. The transcript is spliced from 3 exons. The coding region runs from base 150 to 500 and encodes 116 amino acids. NCBI's taxonomy places the organism in Eukaryota, Metazoa, Arthropoda, Insecta, Hymenoptera, Cynipidae.
CACGACAUUUCGCCGGAAACCGACGCCGCGCGAGGACACAGAGUUUAACGCGACUCCAGACCGCGCACACCUCUCACCUUGCUUAUUCACCGCAAGCCAGGAGACACGCAGGCAUUUCCCUUCGUUCUAUCAGAAAAAAACCACACAUCAUGAGUGCCAAGGAAAACAACGAGGUCGCCGUCGAGAAGGUGACGGAAAACGAAAAGCCGGCGGUCGACGCAAAGUGCGAGAUCAAAGGCAUCAAAAGGCCAAUCGAGGAAAAGAGCGAAGACACGAAAAAACAGAAGAAGGAAGAGAACGGUGAUGGAGAGGUUGAAGAAGAUGAAAGUGAUGAGGCGAUUCGAGGUGAGGAGGAUGACGUAGACGGUGAGGAUGGCGAGGAAGACGAGGAGGAGGAUGAAAUUGAAGGUGAAGAGGACAUCGACGAAGGAGAAGAUGAGGAAGAGGACGACGCGGAAGGCGACGGCGAGGGCGUGGAAGACGAGGAAGAUGACGCAUAAUGAAGGAAAGGGUGAGCUGUGCUGCUGCAUGUAAGUACGAAGGGAGGACCGAAGGCAGUGUUGUUUUUGAUGGCAGCCGUUCGAUUGUCGACCAUCUUUUUCUCAGCAAACACUUGCUCUCAUAUUGAGUGGUUAGUAGCAAUAAUGUUGGCGAUCAUGAUGAUAAAGGCCCAUCUUUGGUAUACUGUCCGGGACCCCUCCUCCCAUACCCUGCUCUUUUGCAACCCUCUAACGUUGUCGUCGUCAUCAUCAUCAUUGUCGUCG